AUGACUGUCUACAUGAGAUGGAGCGAGGGUGAUCAAAUCUUUGCUAUUCACAAAGUCCAAAUAAACAAAGUAUGGUUGGGAGGCCUUAGGUGUUCUGGAACCGAAGCGUCUAUCUUGGAUUGUAAAUACGGAUACUUCGGAGAUUACCAGUGUUCAGGAUUUUACAAGAAACCUGAUGUAGUUUACUGUGGAGCACCGUACACUGGUGAAGAUUUCUCCUUGCGACUAAUCGGCGAUUCUGACACCAAGCCCAGCCGUGUAGAGGUUAGGUUAUUUGGCGAAUGGGGGACAAUCUGUAACCAGAACUUUGAUGAGAAUGAUGCUAAGGCGAUCUGCAGUCAAUUAGACAUUGGCCUUCCCAGCAUGUUUGCCAGCGUGGCUAGCAAAGGAACAUAUCAAAGUGGUACAGGCCGAAUUUGGUUAACAAACAUUACAUGUGGUGUCUAUGUGACGGGAUUUAGAGGGUGUUCCUUGGACUUGGCAGGCGGAACCUGUGAUCACUCCCAAGAUGCUGGAGUUGUCUGCGGGACAUUUCCAGACAUACAAACUUUCCGUCCACCCCCUAUCCAUACCUAUAAUCAUCACUGGUUAAUAACUGGAGUCUCAGUGGGGUCGGCUGGAUUUGUGUUUAUACUUGGUGUAAUUCUCGCUUUCCUGAGAUUUCGACUUUGGCGGUCAAACACGAGGCCAGCCGCCAUACCACAGGCUAACCAGUACGCAGUUCCGAGCAGUGCUGGGUUCUCUACAGGAUAUGACUACACUCCUCCUGUACAAUCAAAUAAAUAUUAGAGACGAAACAGGUUAUACCCAAGAGGACCUGCAAACGGCUACACCCAUGACAACCUGCAAACGUACCCUUCAGUGGACUGCUACACAUUUGACAACUUGCAAAUAUCACUAUAUAUUUUGUGAAGGCUGGAUGCGACCACUGGCUUUUUUUCACUUUCGACAUUAUAAGUACAAGGUCGAAAACACAAAAACUCGCAUGGGCGAAGAUCGAAAACACGAAGCUGAAAAGGUUGAAAACUCGAGUAAGUUAACUUAAGUUAACGCAUUUUCGACUUGUGGGAGGGGGAGGGGGGCGGGUUGGAAAGACGAAAGUGGGAUGCGAAAACCUGAAAGUACGAGGAGAUGGAAACGCGAAACUGGUAUCGUUUCACGAUUUCGGACAUUCGCCUCGUGCUUUAGCGUUUCCAACCUUCGCCGUUUCGCGUUUCCGACCUUCGCCAAAAUUAUGUAACAGUAUAGACUUAACGCCAGAGCUAUUGACGUGUAUUACAUUGCGGUAAGAUUAAUCGAAUUUAUUAAAGCGGUUUUCUUGUCAGUUCACCGUGACAAGAUUCUGCAGUCUGCUGCCCAACAUGUACCCAAUUUUUCACACAUAUUUCUGGGAUAACUGUGUCCUAUAUCGUUUUUUCUAUGUAUAUAUAGUGGCAGACCUUAAUUUCGCUUUGACCAUGGCGGGUUUCAAGGGCAAACGGCUUAGCAGGCCUAUUUCUAAAGCACGAACCUAUUCUACUUGGCUUUUUUUUGACUUAAGAGAAACUAAUAAACCUUCUCACAAAGCUAAGUUUUCGGUAAUGGAAAUUUUGACACAGUUGUCUUAAGAUAACAUUAUUUAGGUUGUCAGACUAUUAAUUUCUAGGGCUCAAACAUAUAAACUGCAAAAUCUUGUUUCAAACUUUGACAAAUUUUGUCCGAAAUUGCUUUGUGGAAUCGGUCCCUGAUCAGGCGGAUUCACCAAAAGAACAGUAUAUUAUAGGGGUAUGCUUCCUUUUGUUGUAUCAGUUUUACCUUCAUAUUCUUAGGGUUAACGUAAAUCUUAUAGUUGUUUGUUUAUUGCAUACUUUAUCAGAUAAAAGAUAAUCUUUUUGAUGGAAAAAAUGUCUAACUGUACAUAAUGUAAAACUAGAAUCCGUUACUUUUUAUCCUCCGAUUGCUUGCGACUGUUUAAUAAACAUGAUUGCAAUGUAGAACUUUGAGUAAUUCUAGUUAGGUUGAAUACAUUGUAAUUAACAUCAGUCUGUAUUUUUUACCUAAUUCUGCCUAUAAUUCGGGGAGGAGUGGAGGGGGCGCCUAAGUUUCCUCUAUUUAAGCAUUUACACGCAUGGUUAAAAUAAAACUGUAACCUGUGAAGUUGUAAAUUGACAAGAUGCUGGAUUCACGAGUUACGUGUGGUCGAAUGCCAAUUAUCAUAUUAUCGUCGCUGCUUUGGUUUUACUCUCUGUGCUGUAAUCUUUUUUUUUAUAUUGCAGCAUUUUGAUCGAUGACGCUAUCGUUAUUUACCUAAAUAAAAAUUUAUAUAAUACA
Messenger RNA from Liolophura sinensis, 2310 nucleotides. RefSeq names its product scavenger receptor cysteine-rich type 1 protein M130-like. The record is from RefSeq and is a predicted model, not a curated record. Gene Ontology annotation, molecular function: protein-lysine 6-oxidase activity. Gene Ontology annotation, biological process: peptidyl-lysine oxidation. Gene Ontology annotation, cellular component: membrane. NCBI's taxonomy places the organism in Eukaryota, Metazoa, Mollusca, Polyplacophora, Chitonida, Chitonidae. The coding region runs from base 1 to 789 and encodes 262 amino acids. The transcript is spliced from 7 exons.